UACAGCACGUUCUUUUGAAACUGAGAAAAUACAAAAGAUUCCACACUGUCCCUGUGUAGAGCAGUUUGAGGAUUUGUACAUUUGUGUGAUAAUUCUUUGGUGUAUCAUCAUGACGAGUGAUGUGCUCUUGGUGCUUUUAUCAGUUCUAAGUCUCUGUGUCAGCUCUCGUGUGUUUUACUAUGUCUCUGUGCCAAUGAACUGGACGGAUGCUCAGAAGUACUGCAAACAAUAUAACACCGAUCUAGCAACCAUUUAUGACCAGAAGGAUGCUAUGUUGAUACAAACACAAACUAUGGAUUAUACAUGGAUUGGACUGUACCGGAUGAAUGAUAAUGCUCCCUGGAUGUGGUCCGAUCAAAGCACCUUCAAUUAUAGUUCAUGGUAUGGACAGCCCGACCAAGUCGGUGACUUCCCAAUCUGUGCAACAACUUAUCCUGAUGGACUGUGGGACGAUUGGCCAUGUGGCAAUGUAUUCCCUUCUGUUUGCUACAAUGAUUCUCUUUCAGUUACAACUCAAGUCACUGGAACAACAAUGCCCUCUACAGUUAUGACUCAAUUCACUGGAACAACAUCGCCCUCUACAGAGGAAAAGAAGACACAGAGAGUGAGAGUGCAGGUGAAAUCACGUCAAAAUAUGAAUGACCCUCAAGUGCAGAAAGAGAUUUUACAGAAGAUUGAGCAGAUACUGAAGCAGGAGGGGUUACCAUAUGAUGCCAAACUGUCUUGGAAAAACCAAACAGAUGGGAAUGUCUUCCAAAAGUUCCAGAAGCGUGAAUACACUAAGCAGACUUGCAAUUGAUGAGGUGCUUCAUUAAUUAAUAAUUGAUUAUUCAUAACUGACACAAAUGAUCGAAUUCAUGUCACAUAAGACGUCUGGUUCUGAAAACUGCAGCGGUCUUGUUUUUGCAAGAGUAUUUUGGCAAACCUAAUGUCAUCAUAUCAAAUCAAGCCAACAUGCUCUGAUCAGAAUUUGCUCAUCUCAAACGAGCCUGUUGUCAACUUGUUGGAUCAACUAUCAUUAAACCUUAAAGAAAACAGACCCUUUUCAUGGUCUUUGCUCUUGUAUGAUGUAUAAUUGUAUUUAUGAGUCUGUUCUAUGAUGUUUGUCUUGUAGAGGACCUCACAUGAACCCACAGAAGAAAACAUCUGCUCUCCUAAAAACAUUAGACAGUCAAUUUAAACCUCUGCGCUUUGGGUUGAGAUUCUUGGUCUUGAAUUUAUCUGGCCUCUUAUCUGGUGAAUUUUUGAAUAUAUUAGAAAAUAUUCUGUUGAAUUUAAAGCCUAAUUAUUAUUAUUAUAUUUCAUGACAAAUGUAUGAACUUGUAUAUUACUAUCAUUAAAAUAAAAUCAUUUAUUACACAUUCCUCUGAAAUAUGUGAUUGGACAAUGGCAACAUCCUGAAUAUUUGCAUCAUGAGCACUCAAGUCUUGUCCUUAAUUUAAUGUAUCUCGUAUCACUCCACACUAGUCAUGUUUCUGUAAUUUUUAAUUUAUGUACAAUGUAAUUUAUGCACAAAAUUGGAAUAUUGUAAAAACAUUUUGUGAAUAAAGCAGCGAUGUGUU
Molecule: messenger RNA, 1562 nt
Organism: Myxocyprinus asiaticus (Chinese sucker)
Lineage: Eukaryota; Metazoa; Chordata; Actinopteri; Cypriniformes; Catostomidae
Product: putative C-type lectin domain family 20 member A
Exons: 6
Coding region: 110-799 (229 amino acids)
Source: RefSeq, a predicted model, not a curated record